GAAAAUAUCUUAAAAUAUUUAGAUUUUUUAAGAGAAAUAGUUAAGAAUGGUUGACACAAUACGGGAGAAAGCUAAUGCUCUUUUUUCUAAGAAAGAAUAUAAUGAAGCUAUUAAAUUAUAUACAGAAGCAAUUGUAAUAGAACCAAAGAAUCAUUUACUUUAUUCGAAUAGAUCAGCAUGCUAUGCGUCUCUUAAGGACUUUGAUAAAGCACUUGAAGAUGCAGUUAAGUGCAUAGAAAUUAAACCGGAGUGGGCAAAAGGAUGGUCUAGAAAAGGAGCAGCAUUGCAUGGAAAAGGAGAAUAUGAGGAAGCUAAAACAGCGUAUGAAGAAGGGUUAAAAAUAGAACCAGAAAAUCAGCAACUUAAAACAGGGUUAAGAGAAGUGGAAUUUUCAGUUUCUAAAGGAUGUUCGGAAGGAUUUCAAAAUAAGGAUCCAUUUGCACAUAUAGCAUCAAAAUUAAAGGAUCCUAUGCUUUUUUCAAAAAUGGCGUCGAAUCCAAAGACUAUAAGUCUUUUAUCAGAUUUAGAAUUUAUGACAAAACUAAGAAAUUUGCAAGAGAAUCCUAAAAAUAUUAUUCAAGAACUAAGUGAUCCACGUAUGACAUUACUUCUUCCUUUACUUCUGGGGAUAGAUUUAGAUGCACCUAACAAUGUUAAUGGAAGCGCAAAAAGUACAGAUUCAUCACCUUUAGAAGAUGUUAUGGAAGUGAAUGAGGAACCUGUUUCAAAAUCAAAAGCAUCUCAGGAACCCAAGCUAGAGACUAUACCAGAAAUGGAGUCAACGUCUGUGGAUGAAGAUGAAGAGACUAGAAUUAAAAGAGAAAAUAAAGAAAAGGCAGAAAAAGAAAAAUGUCUUGGGAACGAAUGCUAUAAAGCACGCGAAUUUAAGGAAUCAAUUCAGCAUUAUCUUGCUGCAUGGGAUCUUUUUAAAGAUAUCAGUUAUUUAACUAAUUGUUCUGCAGCAUAUUAUGAAGAUGGUAAUUACGAAGAGUGUAUUAAAUGUUGCGAGGAAGCCAUUGCAUAUGGGAGAGAGGUCCUUGCCGAUUUUAAACUAAUUUCUAGGGCCUUUGGAAGAAUUGGCUCAGCAUAUAUGAAACAAGAAAAAUAUGAAUUAGCUAUUAAGAAUUUUAAUUGUUCUCUUACAGAAUACCGGACACCAGAUAUUCUUAAAAAGCUUAGAGAGGCUGAAAAAAUCAAAAAUGAAAAAGAUAGAUUAGCAUAUAUUGAUCUUAAUAAAGCUGAUGAAGCGAGAGAAGAAGGAAAUAGACUCUUUAAGCAAGGCGAUUUUUCCAAUGCAAUAAAAAUGUAUACCGAAAUGAUAAAAAGGUCGCCAGAUGAUCCUAGGGGCUAUGGAAACAGAGCUGCUGCAUAUAUCAAAGUUAUGAGUCUAUAUGAAGCUCUUAAGGACUGCGAUAAAGCAAUUUCACUUGAUCCUUAUUUCACAAAAGCUUAUAUUCGUAAAGCUUCCUGUUAUUAUACCAUGAAGGAAUUCAACAAAUGCAUUGAUACAUGUCAUGCAGCAACCAAAGCAGAUGAAGAAGGUAACAAUAAAGGUUUACAUGCGAAAGAAAUUGAGCUUCAAUUGCAAAAAUGUAUGUCUGCUAUGCAUGCUCAACGUGAAAAUGAAACAGAGGAAGAAACAAUACAACGCAUUCAAGGUGAUCCUGAAGUUGUUGCUAUUUUACAAGACCCUAUAAUGCAAAGUAUUUUAACUCAAGCUCGCGAAAAUCCGUCAGCUUUAGAAGAACAUAUGAAAAAUCCUCAAGUUGCAAAAAAAAUACAGAAGCUUAUACAAUCAGGUGUUAUUAAAGUUACAAGAAGAUAAUUCUUCAUAAUAAUUAUUUUUUGUCUAUUUUAUAUUAAAGAUUUAAC
This is a messenger RNA of Pneumocystis carinii B80, 1872 nucleotides long. RefSeq lists its product as hypothetical. Gene Ontology annotation, molecular function: Hsp90 protein binding. The transcript is spliced from 11 exons. The record is from RefSeq and is a predicted model, not a curated record. Bases 47 to 1825 code for a protein of 592 amino acids. NCBI's taxonomy places the organism in Eukaryota, Fungi, Ascomycota, Pneumocystomycetes, Pneumocystales, Pneumocystaceae.